GCCCUGGGGAGGUGCGUCAGGGGUCGGAUCCUGACGAUAAAGCCACUUUGACUGAGCAUAUGAAGAAGAAGGCUCUUGAUGAUCAUAAGCGUCAUCUUGAUGAGCAAGCUGCUGCCCUUCUUGCGGCCAAGAGAGCUAAGCUUCAAAAGGAUGCCCCCCAGCACCUUCUGCAUCUGAAGUUGAUUUGGGUGUGUUUAGUGGGGGUCGAGGGAACUUGUUGGAGGAGAUAUGGGCUGCCUCUGCUCCCCGCCCUGUGUUCAAGACAAGCAAGAAACCUCGGCCGGUGGAUAUUUCUCAGAUUACUCCACCUACUUCUCCUCCCUCGAGGACUGUUGGCUUGACCCCUCCACGUGACAGUGUUGGUGCGAAUGUGGAGGGUGGUGAAGGGUUUGUUGAAGGUAUAUUUGAGGGAGGUGAUGCUGCUGGAGGUGAUGUUGGAGGCGAUGCUGCUGGAGGCGACGGUGCCGGAGGUGAUGUUGCUGGAGGCGAUAAGGGUAAAGGUGUUGAAGUGGAGAUGGAGUCUAGUGAGACUACUCCGCAACAAACCAUUUACACAAAACGUCCUCCUGGUGGGGGUGGGGCUACCUCUGGCACUGUGCGGGACUCGCACUUUGAACGUGUUCCUGAUGAUUCAUGGGGCAAUCCAGCUUGUGAUGAUAUGCCUCACGUUCCCCGCUGGAGCCUUACUCAGGGUUCUCGUAUGGAAGAUUUAAAGAAUUGUCAUGAGUUUUUCUCCUUGUCUCUUCCGCCUGCAGAGAGAAUGUUUCAGAAAAACCGCAACCGCUUUGCCCUUAUAGAUGAUCAUGUAAGAGCUGGGGUUAACUUUUUUGCCACUUCUCAGGAGAUUCUUCGCGAAUGGCGAUCUAUGGGGGAAGAAACUCUGGAGUUUGAAGAGGCUAAGAAGUCAUUUUCUGAAGAGAGAGAGAAAUUUAAUGCAGAGAAAAAAGGUUUGCAAUGGCGGGUUGCUGAGGCGGAGUGGAAACUCGAAGAGCAGAAGCAGUUGAACGAGCAAAAACAGAAAGAUUGGGAAUCUGCAUGUGCUCGUACGAACUCUGAAAUGCAGUCGCAGCGUGAAGCUAUUGUGCGGCUGUCUGGUGAGAAGACGACCCUUGCGGAUGAGGCGCAUCAGGCGCGGCUUGCUGCGGAGAAGAAAGAAAAGGAGUAUGUUGCACGGAUCGACAAGCUGGAGCUUCUUGUGCAGGAGAAGGCUUCGGAAUGUGAGGCUGCUCAGCGCCUUCUUGAUGAGAAGACGGCUGAGUGUCGUGCGUCUGAGCUGCUUGCUGAGGAAGCCUCAGCUGAUAGUAGGUGGUUGCUAUCCCGUGGUGUUCCAUUGGUAAUGUUCUUUGCUUGCCCCGUUGUCUUCUUCCUUUUUAUUUUUGCUUUUGUGUGUUCCUUUCUGCGACCUUACUCGCUUUUGUUUUUUGUGUAGCUUGCUGAUCGCAUCAUGCAUUCAUCUGAACUUGCCCGCUACAUGUUUCAAUUGGGUAGGGCAGGUUAUAACAGUGGGCGCAAGUUUGGUUAUGCGGAAGGUAGAUUUGCAGCUUCCAACAAUGAGAAGGAUUACAACUUUGAGUUGUACAAGGAGGAUUGUGAUGGUGCUUAUGCGGAGAAACGGAAAGAGUUCUCGAUGCUUGAUUUUGCCGUUGUACGUGCUGCUGGCAAGUUGGCUCACAAAGCUAAUGGAGUGGCUUUGUUAAAGAAAGCUUUGGGAGAUGAUGGCGAUGGUGGUGCAGGAGGUGCUGGUUCUAGCCAUUCUUGAUUGGAAGUUUCCGGCCUGUGUGCCGUGUAUAGCCCUGAGUGGGCUUGUAAUGGUUGCUUUUGAGACAAUUUGAAAUUUCUUACCUGUCGUGUUAUGUAUUUGACAAAUAUUUUACCGCUUUGUUUUUUGGUUAUGCAAAUUUUGAAAUCGUCAUAAUAUGUGCAUGUUUAAUUACUUUGAUUAGGUGUCACGAAUGAAUGAUGGCGCUGACAGGUGAUGUUGUGUUACUACAACGUUUUUAUUCUGUCGUUUAAGUAUGCGCGCUUGUAUGUGACAUACGAAGUGAUCGAGUUGCAGGUUAUUGUGUGAGCUCAGCUGGGAUCACAGCCUUGGGAGCAUUACAAUGUUUA
Messenger RNA from Helianthus annuus (common sunflower), 2109 nucleotides. RefSeq lists its product as uncharacterized. NCBI's taxonomy places the organism in Eukaryota, Viridiplantae, Streptophyta, Magnoliopsida, Asterales, Asteraceae. The transcript has 2 exons. The record is from RefSeq and is a predicted model, not a curated record. Bases 515 to 1429 code for a protein of 304 amino acids.